CUUUUGUUGAUAUUAUAUAUGAUAAAAUAGUUUUCAGAGACUUGACUUUCUAUCGUCUCUCUAUUUCAGUAGUUGCUAUGCAUCAAGACGCCAUCGAGUCGAUGGCCGGGUAUUUGCAUUACUGCUAUUGUAUGUUUAUAAACACAACUUGGCUGUUUUAAUGUGUGCGGCUUCGAGAGUUUGAGUUGGAAAUGAUGAAAUGUUGCCUUAUGUCGGCUUAGAAGAUGCAUGAAAUGUCAAGUGUUGCAAGUACGCAAUCAAGGGAGUCCAUUAAAGCGUUGUCUGCUGGUUACGUUCUGCAAGAUGGCCUCGACCUACGCAAAUACUCUGAUGUCAAAAAUUGACGAUUUUAACUUUCCAUUCUGCGAUGAUAUCAACAAAUAUGAGAAAGUCACCAAGAUCGGCCAAGGGACUUUCGGGGAGGUGUUUAAGGCAAAGCAUCGCCAAACAAAGAAAUUGGUCGCUUUAAAAAAAGUUUUAAUGGAUAAUGAGAAAGAGGGGUUUCCCAUAACGGCACUUCGGGAAAUCCGUAUUCUACAGCUACUUAAAAAUGAAAAUGUAGUCAAUCUCAUUGAGAUAUGCCGUACCAAAGCGAGUUCGGCGAAUCAGUGUAAAGCGACCUUCUAUCUUGUGUUCGAUUUCUGCGAGCAUGAUCUGGCCGGACUAUUAAGCAACGUUAACGUGAAAUUCUCUCCCGGAGAAAUAAAAAAGGUGAUGCAACAGCUGCUCAAUGGAUUAUACUUUAUCCAUGAAAACAAAAUCCUUCAUAGAGAUAUGAAAGCGGCAAAUAUCCUUAUCACGAAGAAUGGUGUUCUUAAACUUGCCGAUUUUGGUCUCGCACGAGCGUUUAGUCCACCAAAAAAGGACAUGCCGAAUCGCUAUACCAACCGUGUUGUGACGCUAUGGUACCGUCCUCCGGAACUUCUUCUCGGAGAACGCAAUUAUACAGCCGCUGUUGAUAUGUGGGGAGCGGGAUGCAUUAUGGCUGAGCUGUGGACACGAACACCGAUUAUGCAGGGGUCUACAGAGCAAUCUCAACUCACUCUUAUUGUGCAGUUGUGUGGGUCCAUCACUACCAAGGCGUGGCCAAAUGUCGACAAGUUGGACCUAUAUCAUAAAAUGGUGUUGCCGAAGGACCAGAAACGAAAAGUUCGUCAACGCCUCUCGAUGUAUAUCAAAGAUCAACUCGCGUUGGAUUUAGUAGACAAACUGCUGACGUUAGAUCCCGCAGAACGAAUAGAUGCAGACAAUGCUCUUAAUCAUGACUUCUUUUGGACUGAUCCUAUGCCCUCCGACCUCGGCAAGAUGUUAUCACAGCACGACAAGUCAAUGUUCGAGUUUCUGGCUCAAAGUCGACGGCGUCAACAGAUGGCUCAACCGCAACAUGGCGGGCAUCCACAGCAUCAUCAACGGCAUCACACGGGAGGACAACAAGGUCAAACUAACAACAACAACAAUAACAAUGAUGGACAGUAUCACGACCGUGUCUUUUAGAAGAGAAAUCACAAAAAAAUUAGUAAACAAACACAGCAUUAGGUGUCGGUCUUCAGGAAUUUACCUGGAGCUCACAUCGGUUAAAUGUUCGCGAAUUUGAAUUUGAUCGGCGAGACGUUUAGUCUAGGAACGAGUUCAUAGCAAUUUAUGAGGCAUUAUAACUAGAGACGUGGAUUGAUUUUAAUAACUAAAUGUUUUCAUAUGCAGACGUAUAUAGGGCUGAGCUUUGAGAGAAAAUGUAAAGAAAUGUAGGGAUGUACAUUUUCUUAAUCUAUGUAGAUAUUCCUUCGAACUUAAUGGACUGUUCUUGCUACAUUAUUGUUAAAUGUACCUCUAUAUAUAAUGACUAUAAUGCAAAAGAAACUGUGAAGCGCUUUUCGAAAAAAUAAAAAGAUUUACCUCUUAUGAUUAAGGGAUUGUUAUGUACGCGGGAAGGGAUUGUUAUGUACGCGGGAUGGUAACUCACAGUGAUUUAAUUAUACUGAUUUUUACUUUUGUAACAGAAAAGUAGAUUAUCAUUUCAUGAUUGCUAACAUUAACCUUCCAAGUUCUAUCGGAUUCGUAGUAACGACAUGAACGACCGGCUCUGGUGACCUAUUUCGUCGAAUUCCGACUAUGCAGACAAUCACUUCAUCCAAGCAAAAAGCGCUUCAUUUAUCCAAACGAACAUGAUCAUAUACCAACACCGUACACCACGGAUAAUUGCUAGUCUGAAAUACAGGUUACAUGCUGUUAAGAGUAAGAGUAAAAGGCGGAGAAAGGAAGAAAGACCGAGAGAAUGUUAAAAAAUGAAUUGGGAAAAUGCUAAAAAAAGAAUUACGAUUAACGAGGCUUUCCGGACAAAGUGUACAUAUAUGUCCUCAUAUAUAUAGACGCUGUGUACUAAUAAUGUCACAUACUACAGUGCUCAAUUAAUGUAAAGGUGAUAUAGGAUUGCAUUGUAACAAUCCUGCUCUUUCAGAUUGGCUGUGUAACAGAAGAAAAUUCCAUUAUGUGCACGAAGAUUAUGUGGUCUAAAUGCUUAUCAGUUCAUAAUGACACAAUAGAAAAUAAUAAAAAAGCUAAUAUCUCAUUUGCUGUCUAUAUAGCAAACACACACUGUUCACGUGAAGUAUUUCGUGCUAAGACGCAGUGUAAGGUUCUGGCAAGCAAAAUAAAUCUUGAAUUUAUAUCUAUUUUUAUUAUUAUUAGUGCUUCUAAUAUAAAGUACAAAUUAUGCUCUGCUUUGCUGAUAUGCGUGUGAUGUAAAUAAAUGCGUGUGAUAUAUAUUGGUGAGUUUACAGAAGAGAAUGUUUCUUCUAGUAGUAAAUAUGGUCAUUUUUGCUAUUAGAGUGCUCAAGGCAAGAGUAA
This is a messenger RNA of Varroa destructor (honeybee mite), 2844 nucleotides long. RefSeq names its product Cyclin-dependent kinase 9 (gene Cdk9). Lineage: Eukaryota; Metazoa; Arthropoda; Arachnida; Mesostigmata; Varroidae. Gene Ontology annotation, cellular component: nucleus. Gene Ontology annotation, molecular function: cyclin-dependent protein serine/threonine kinase activity; ATP binding; RNA polymerase II CTD heptapeptide repeat kinase activity. The record is from RefSeq and is a predicted model, not a curated record. Gene Ontology annotation, biological process: protein phosphorylation.